This is a messenger RNA of Ceratina calcarata, 2387 nucleotides long. RefSeq names its product dnaJ homolog subfamily C member 8. The transcript is spliced from 6 exons. The coding region runs from base 107 to 880 and encodes 257 amino acids. Lineage: Eukaryota; Metazoa; Arthropoda; Insecta; Hymenoptera; Apidae. Gene Ontology annotation, cellular component: nucleus. The record is from RefSeq and is a predicted model, not a curated record.
GCACAAUUACGUAUAACAAACUACGAGGAGGCAGUGUCAAACUGUCAUUCGAACUCGAACAGACUAAGUGGCGCUACUGGUAGUAUGGAAAUUAGUAACAACCAAGAUGGCUGGCACCAACUCGAAUUUACUCAGUGAUAGCCCGACAAAGAAAGAGGACGAAUUCAAUGAAUUUUACACCGAAGUGAAAGAAAUUGAGAAAAGGGACUCGGUACUAACGCCUAAGCAACAAAUCGACAGAUUGCUGCGACCAGGAUCAUCGUAUUUUAAUUUAAACCCUUUUGAAGUGUUACAAAUUGACCCAUCCACUUCCAUAGAUGAGAUCAAGAAGAAAUACCGACGUAUGUCAAUUCUUGUGCAUCCUGACAAGAAUCAAGAUGAUGCAGAACGUGCACAGCAAGCAUUUGAAAUCGUCAACAAAGCAUGGAAAACAUUGGAGAAUGAGGAGACCAGGGCCAAAUGUAUGGACGUUAUUGAAGAGGCAAAAGCCAGGACUGAUCACAUGAUUGCAGAGAAAAAGAAGAAAAUGAAAAAAGAGGGAAAAGCAGAGAAUACAGCUGUACUGGAAGAAGAAACAGAGGAAGGCUACAGACACGCAGUUUGGGUUAUGACGAUGAAACUGUUCGCGGAUAUGGAGAGAAGAAGAAGAGAACUGGCAACAAGAGACGCAGAGCAACGGAAGAGGAAACGAGAGGAGGAACUGUCUGCUGAGGCACAGGCUGCGUUAGAACGUGAGUGGCAAAAGAAUUUCGAGGAAUCCCGACAAUCAAGAGUCGACAGCUGGAAAGCUUUCCAGUCUGGUUCGAGCGCGACGAAACAAAAGAAGGCGAAAAAGUUGAAAGCUUUUAGGCCUCCGAAAACGAAAGCCGAGUCGCGAUAAUUAAUCAAUUGUUCCUGACGCCUGACUUUUUUCGAUAUAGUGUUCUUUUCUUUUUCACAUUUCUUGCAAGAGAAAUUUAGAGUUCUCACUAUGUGACAUCAGGAUUCUAUUAAACCUAAUCGAAACUAUUCUCACUUGACAUUUUUCCUUUUUCGUUCGAAUAUUGUGAAAAUCGGGUGUCAAAUUAGGGAAUGAGUUGUAAAUGAGUAUAAGAAUGAUCAAUGUAUGCGUCUUCUAAGAGUAAUUGUCUGAUGAAUGUACAUGUAUUAUACGAACGUACAUAUGUAAUCAUGCUGUACGUACAUGACCCGAACAAGGUUAUUCUUAAAACCAUGACCCGAUCAUAUUUGUAUUUCGAAAUUCUAAUACAUGAAAUACUUACUGUAUUAUGCAUUAGUGCAUGGGCACUGUCAAUUUCACGAUACGAUUAUACACAGAAACUAAGCAUAUUAUUUAUACGACUCGUUAUGCGAUAAGAAUUGGCAAUUCCACGCAUUUAUACGCUGAAGUAUGAACAUUUCGUUAAAAAAAUGUAAAAGUCCGUUAUAAAAUGAAAUCGGCGCUCUGACGGAAGAGCAAACUUUCAUUUAUAUAGUUCGUCACGUAAUUCUUAAUCUACUUUAAAACAAAGUCGUAUGUUCUCUACUUACGUAAGACGGAUCGAGUCGACUCUCGGGUUUCUUUCUUCUUAUAUCAAUUAAUUCACUUUCACUCAAAUUAUCUAUUUUAUUCUUCAAUCACGACACGUUCGCUGCAUCAGCAUUCCGAAUUUCAGCCGGUCGCCAUAUGUACUGCGCGCGAGACCUGCGCAGACGGCAAGUAUCGAUCGUAUCGAUUGUUGGAUUCAAAUUGAGGGAACAUGAGCACAUCGAUUUUUGUUAGUAUCGUACGAUCAACAAUAAGGUAGUCAAUCGUUGAACAUCGUUAACCUUUAACGGACCAUGUGAUUAUGACUCCUGGUUUUCAUUAAAUAAUCCAAUAACGAAUAUUAUAUCUCGACAUACACUCGGUCCAAUCGUAAUUUGUAAGAGUCAAAUUUCAAGUCACUUCAAAUAGUCUUAAUUAAUAUGAAAGUCAAUGUCGUACAAGUGAUGAGCGAGAGGAUGGAUGUGUGAACACGCGUGUGUAAAGGACUGGAUGAUGAGGUAAAAUUUUUAUUAAACAUAUUCGAUCGGAUAAGAUUUAAUUCUAGUUUUUAUUUCUUUUUUAUUUGUAACAUGGGUUUUUUUAUGAUGCCAUAGAUUUAAUCAAUUUACAUACGUAACGUUAACGAUCUGUAUACACUGAGCAAUGCGCUCGGUUAUACCUGGAUGUAUACUAGAAAAAUAAUUUCUUGUUUUAUCCACGUACAUAUAAUCGUGAAAUCGUUUUUGGGUAAACAAUUUGUACACAAUUGCUGAAAUGAUUAUCGACAAUUUGUAUCAUUCUUUAUUUUGUUCACUCGUCUGUUAUUAAUGUAUUCGAUUGUAUAUUAUGACGUCCACGAGAUAUAAAAUGUAAAUACAUA